AUGCAGCUGUGCGGCCGACAGAAGGUGGUCCAGCGCAAGAUGGUGCUGCUAGGCGAUGGUGCCUGCGGCAAGACAUCUGCGCUGAAUGUGUUUACUCGUGGAUUCUUCCCAACGGUCUAUGAGCCUACGGUCUUUGAAAACUACGUGCAUGAUAUCUUCGUCGACAACAUACACGUGGAGCUCUCGCUAUGGGAUACCGCCGGCCAAGAAGAGUUCGACCGACUGCGAGCACUGUCCUACGAGGACACACAUGUGCUGAUGCUCUGCUUCAGUGUCGACAGCCCUGACUCCUUCGAGAACGUGUCGUCGAAAUGGAUCGCCGAGAUUAACGAAAACUGCCCGGGUGUGCGCGUGGUCUUAACAGCACUCAAGUGCGAUCUGCGCAAGGACGAAGAUAUGAACGAUAACCCCAACUCCAUCAGCUUUGACCAGGGCCUAGCAAAGGCAAAGGAGAUUGGUGCCGUGAAGUACCUGGAAUGCUCUGCGGUCCAAAAUCGCGGCAUCAGAGAAAGCUUCUACGAGGCUGCUAAGGUUGCCCUCGAGGUUAACGCGGGCGGGGGCUCGUCCUCCGGUUCUCAGUGCAUCAUUCUGUGA
Penicillium crustosum is the source of this 594-nucleotide messenger RNA. RefSeq names its product Rho family GTPase RHO3 (gene rho3). Gene Ontology annotation, biological process: small GTPase-mediated signal transduction. The coding region runs from base 1 to 594 and encodes 197 amino acids. Lineage: Eukaryota; Fungi; Ascomycota; Eurotiomycetes; Eurotiales; Aspergillaceae. The transcript is spliced from 8 exons. Gene Ontology annotation, molecular function: GTP binding; GTPase activity. The record is from RefSeq and is a predicted model, not a curated record.